This is a messenger RNA of Wasmannia auropunctata (little fire ant), 5381 nucleotides long. It is a transcript of the gene Larp4B, whose product is annotated as la-related protein CG11505. NCBI's taxonomy places the organism in Eukaryota, Metazoa, Arthropoda, Insecta, Hymenoptera, Formicidae. Gene Ontology annotation, molecular function: mRNA 3'-UTR binding. The record is from RefSeq and is a predicted model, not a curated record. Gene Ontology annotation, cellular component: cytoplasmic stress granule; cytosol. The transcript has 10 exons. Gene Ontology annotation, biological process: positive regulation of translation. Bases 66 to 2639 code for a protein of 857 amino acids.
CGAACGGGCAGGCACCUCGUAGCGCUAGAUUCAGGGCACAUGGGAUCAUCCGGGCCCGUCUCGAGAUGAACGGUGAUUUCGGGUACGUUUACAUGAAUGGGGACAUCGGGAAGCUGCCACCAGGGGCGGUCUACCCAGCCACCCCUGAACCUCUGGGUCCACAGGUUGCGGGCGCAAUUGGUGGUGGUGUGCCUAAUAUAGACUACGGAGUCAUGAACGGUGCGCCGAGCGGCAGUGAAUUGAUACUUGACGCUGGUGUCGGCAGUCUGGAACCAUCGCCCCAACACGCUAUAAGCAUGCACGGAGGUGCCGUCGGUUACAGCCCAGUAGACGUCGCCGCAUUGGGCGACGCCUCCGCCGCCCCGCCGUCUGUGCCGAUGACAGAUCUAAAUGUCCCCGGCAUACCUCUGGAGACGCUUAAACAGAUGCUCUCUACACAACUUGAGUACUACUUCUCCAGAGAGAAUUUAGCCAACGAUACCUAUUUGUUGUCGCAAAUGGAUAACGAUCAAUAUGUGCCGAUAUGGACGGUAGCGAAUUUUAAUCAAGUGAAAAAACUGACGAAAGAUAUUAAACUCAUAACGGAGGUCCUGAAGGAGUCUCCCAAUGUUCAAGUUGAUGAGGAGGGGCAGAAAGUGAGGCCCAAUCAUAAACGAUGUAUCGUGAUACUUCGCGAGAUACCAGAUAGCACUCCGCUGGAAGACGUGAAGAAUUUAUUUUCUGGGGAGGGAUGCCCGAGAAUUAUUUCCUGCGAGUUUGCUCACAAUAGUUCGUGGUACGUGACAUUCGAGUCCGACGAGGAUGCUCAAAAGGCCUACCGGUUUUUACGCGAGGAGGUUCGAGAAUUUCAGGGAAAGCCGAUAAUGGCGAGAAUCAAAGCUAAACCAAUGAACAGGCUACCGAUACACACUGUGGCCGGUGUGAGUGGUAUAAAGAACGGCUACAGAACUCCACCCCCUCCCCCUGUCUAUGAUCCGAGUAGUUACACGACUGGUCAGCAACGGUUUCUCUAUACCAAUGGCACGACCAUGCCUCAGACAACUAUGCCGGCGUAUGCGAACCAGGUUGUUUAUCAACCGUUCUAUCCGGCCAGUAUGAUGCCUUGGGGGCCAACUAGUCCCGCUUAUUUCGAGAUGUCCAAUGUCUUUACGAUGAACGGAAUCACGCCGCACAACACGUUCACGCGUUCGAACACGAGAUACAAUCCUCGACAUAGGAAUAGACAGAGAAACGGCUCCGAUCGAAGCUGCUUAAUAGACCCGGCCAAUCCCAGUAACAACAAUAACAAUCACCACCACCAUCAUCAUCACCAUCACCACCACCACCAUCAGCCGUCGUCUAUGCCACCGCUGAGUAAUCGCAGCUCUCACCCGCCUAUGACCGGCGGUGGUGGUGGUGGAAACAAUAGCGUGUCCUUGAGCUCCUCCACGUCCACUUACCACCACGCUUCGAGUUUACCCCCUACGAAACCGCCUGCCUCCUCGUCCUCAUCUUCCUAUCAGUCCGGCACAAAGUUCCAUUCAUCGUCGUCAGCCGUGUCGUCUGUCGAGCACGCAAAGGGAGCUUCCUCCUCGUUGUCCUCCGCGCAGGACCAGGACGCAACGGCGGCGGUCGAGCCCUCCGCCGCGUCCGCCACUUCGGCGCCUUCGUUCACCCGCCACCGUAUCCAUCGCAGGACCAAAGACCAGGACGCGAAAGUAGCCGCCGGAAACAACCACCCGCUGCCGGCGAUCAAGGAGUCCCUGCCGGCGAGCGGUGGCAGCGGGAGCAACAGCAACUGCGGCGGCGGCCGCAGUAGCGGCGUGCAGUUCGACCUCGAGGCAGCCGCCUUUCCGCCCCUGCCCGGCCUUGACACCGAUCACGGCAAAGCGUCGUCCGACGUGGGCACCGGCGGCAACGCCGGCGCCGUCGGCAUGGAGUCUUCAUCGCAGAAUCGAUUGUCCGACGUCGUCAAGGGUACUGCCAAGCUCAAGGCCGUUGUCAAGGACAAGGAAAGUGGUAACCAGCCGCAACCUCAGCAGCAACAGCAGCAGCAACCUGCCGCAGCGCCUGCGCCAGCAGCGGCGAGCACCGCCAGUAGAUCCGCUAGUCCUGGAGCGAGUACCGGAGCGGAGGCACAGGGUAACGUCGCCGCCGCCGCCGCUGCCGCAUCGAUGAAUUCUGCGAACGCUACGCAUAUCCUUAAUCCGCCGACGGUCAACAACGAGAAUACGUCGUCGGCCGACGCUGCCGCGCUCAGCACCGUCGCGCUCACUCCCCCGUCAUCUCCUGAUAAAUCUAUAAAGACUGACGACUCGAACAUGGUGAACGGUGUGGACGACGCUGUAGUUGCGAAUACGCACCUGCCGGCACUGGCCACGUCGACGAUAACGACGGCUACGACGACGACAACGGCGACGACGGCGACGUCGGCCGCGGCGACCACGGACGAUGCCGAGACGGUGACCAGGUGCGACUGUAACAACGUCGUCGUCGUCCCUCCUCCUACUGCCUCUUCACAGAACUCCCAAUCGCAAACUGGAGUGGCCUCUGCCUUCCCUAUAGAUCUUACGAGGCCAAGCUAUGCCCAAGUAGCGCAACAUUGCCGUGAGCUACCUUGUACAAAACACAAAACAGAUGAGAGAGAUAGAAAUGUUUAAAAGCUGCACGUGACGACGGAAGGAAGAAGACACCAUGAGCGGCGGAUGCAGCUUAGAUAUAACGAAGCAAGAAGCCAAAAUCUAUCGAUUACCACGCGUCAACGGGGUAAUUAAACGAUAAUUAGCUGUGCUAUAUGUGCUAUGACGUCAUCGCCAUCUUCUCGGGGUCGGAUCGGAUCGAGAAUCAGGAUAUCGGAGCUCGCCGCUGCUUUCACCUACCUAUCUACCCCCCCGGUACUCCCUUCUCAAACCGACGCCGUCACGUGCUGCAGGCGUGAGGAAGAGAGAACUUUUUACAUUGUACAGUGACGUCUCGCCUACGAUCAACGAUCGAUCGAUCGACGAAUCGAUCAAGAGAGAGAAAGAGAGAGAGAGAGAGAGAGAGAGAGAGAGAUUGAAUGAGCGAUAGUGUGUGUGUACGUGUGUGUGAAAAUGUGUAAGACUCCGCUGCGCGCUAUUAUAGCGGCGCAUUCGCAGGCGCUACUAUUAUAUACAGGGUGAUCGGAGAGUCCUGCGGGGCAGGUUUGUCGCCGCGGUUUGAUGAUGUUGAUGGUCUUGCCGAUAUAUAUUUGCUUAAUCGGCGCACAGUUGUUUUAUUCGCUUUAAUGCAAUUUGCGGAAUGCAAUGAUUCGAUUGUAGUUUAUUCGCGAUUGGAGGACGUAAAAGAUUUAAAAGUCUUGAGAAAAUUUAUUAAAAAUUCGUUAUAGGAUUUAAGAAUCUGAUGUGCUAAAUAUAACGCGUUAAUUGGACGAGAGGGAACGGCCACGGUUGGCAGAAGCCACGGGAGCGAGUGAGCGCUUAAGUCAAUCUGCUGGCCAAUGAGAAUUAUUAGGUUGGCAAAAAGAGAUCGACAAGAGGAGCGACUGAGGAAAAUCUAAUUGAGAAUCUAAGAUUUCACGCACGUGUAAAUGUUAAUAAACAAAUUGAGGUGUGCGCGGAAUGAAAUCAUUUCACAAUUUUGAUUUCUUAAAGUGUGAUAUAUAUAUAUAUAUAUAUAUACGCUCUUGAGAUCUCGGAUUUUCGAUUUUUUCUUUUUUUUUCUUUUUUUUCCUUUUUUUUUUUCGUUUUUCUCAGCUCCGUGAGCUGCUCUUCGAGCUUUUAUUACCGAUCUUUACUCUUACUUGAGUUUCAAUAUAGACGAUAUAAUACAGUUUUGAGUGUACCUAAUAAUGUUUGAUAAGCUUUAGUUUUAAGACUUUAUUAAUUGGUAAGGAAUCUUAAUUAAUAACAAAUAUAUAUGUAUAGAUCUAAAGAAUUUGUGACUCUAAAAAUUCAAGGAUAUGAGAUGUGUAAAUGAUUGUCUAGAAUAUGCCUCGGAUAAACGCGGGAGUGUGUUAUGACGCACGACGUUUUAAAGAAAGAAAGAAAGAAAGCGGUUUUUCUCUCGACAGCACCAAGCGCCACGGCUGCGCGGCUUCCCGAUCACCCGGUACAUCGCGCAAGAGAAGAGUAUUGUUAUAUCGUUUUUGGUUCUGUGAUUGAGGUAUAUAUUUGUUAGCUUGUAAAAAAAAACGCGUUAAAGAGAUAAGAUUAUAUUAACUCUUUUAAAGGGAGAAACCCCUUCCCCCCGCCCCUCCUUCGCGCGUGCCGGGCCGUAAAUAUUAUUAACCGGGAUGAAAACACACAUGUCUAUUAGAUAUAUAAUUAUAUAUAUUUGUGCCAAAAAACAAAAAAAAAACACAUUGCUUGACGAAAUCUCCCGAAAUGUGCAACGAAGUGGACGCCGAAAUCAGUUGAGAUUCUCGCCAAGUGGAAAGUGCGGGUGUGGAAUCCCUCCCCCCCCCUCCCAUAAGAAAUUCCGCUCUCUUCCACGUUUCUCAUCUUUUACGCAAAAAAAAGUUAAAAAUAACGAGAGGAGAACGAGAGAGAGAGAGAGAGAUUUGUAUUUUGUAAACGGAGGAGGCUACGAGAUGAUGUGUGUACGAGAUUAUGCGUGAUUCAUGCGACGUUAUUGAUGACGAAUAAUUAUGAUGAUGAUGAGGAGGAGGUGAGGGAGGAGGACGGUCGAGAAGCAUACGAAUUCUUGUUUUAUGCGGCUAAAACAAGUGUGCGAGAAACUUGUCGCGGAGAAAAUCGGCGGUGAUACCGGAUCUGUAAGAUUUUUUAUAAACCGAGGACGAGGAGGAAGGGCGAUUGGGGAAUGAUCUUGGAGGAGGAUAUCGUUGCCGGUGCAUUUCUCGUAAGAGAUACCUUGCGUACUUUACAGUGUAAUUACGAUACAUUUAAUGAGCAUUUUAAUUAAUAUACCGUUGGCAAACGUGCAUUGCAUCGUGGUAUCGUAAUACGCGAGACGCAGGCGCGUAAUGAUGAGAAGAGGAGGAACGGAUUAAAUUCUUGUGUAGAGAAUUUUGUAUCGCGGUUGUGCUUGACGAGGUCUCUCGAGAUACGCAACGAAAACGGGGCGCGUACAUCGUACUCGCCUUUCCCGCAUUAGUUUUACAUUGGAUAUUUUUAUACAGAUGUAUCUCUCUCCGCCUUGAUUAUUCCUCAAUUUGUCGAUCAUCCACUUUGAGCACGCCGACGUUUAAAGUGGAUUCCAAAUUCAUUUUUGUCACUGAAAUCCUUUAAAUUUGAAUCUUUGCGAGUUCCGAAAUACUUUCGGAUCUCCCCCCCCCCCCCGAGGAUUCUCCUGUGGAGUUUCGCACUUCGAAGUCUCGUCAUGGAUUCCAUCUCUGUUCCUCUACCCUGUUUUGAUUGUUUUUGACCUUUUUGAUUUCCUUCUCGCUUAUUUCCAAUGAAAAA